Messenger RNA from Rotaria sp. Silwood1, 1527 nucleotides. NCBI's taxonomy places the organism in Eukaryota, Metazoa, Rotifera, Eurotatoria, Philodinida, Philodinidae. The record is from the annotation of a GenBank genome assembly.
AUGCAACGAUACAGUUCAAAAGCUAGUUUUGCUGAUUCUACAACAUCAUCAUGUAUUACAAAAGCUAAUCAUACACAUGUUAUUAUGCAAACAAAUGCUGAUAAUAACAGUGAUAGUAAAUACAUCGUAUUACCUGUUAAAAAUCUUGUUAACUUUGGUCGACCAUUAAAAUCGAAUGAUUUGGUUACUUAUAAAAUUGAUUUAAAAUGUCGUGGUACUAAUAGAGGAAAAAUUCUUUUAUUUGGCUCUGAAGAAGAUUGUGCUCAACAAGUACAAAUAUUCUCAACUAUUGGUGAUGAAAAUGAUGCUUCAAUUUGCGAUAGAGAUGAAACAAAUAAUCCAUCUGAAUUACAAGAAAACGAACAAGAAUUAAAUAACCAUGCUGAUGAUGAAGAUUUUCAUCAACGUCAAUCAACAACAAAACAGGACUUGAGUAAACAUGAGUCCAACAAGAAUCAAAAUAUUCAUAAGAAAUUGUUGAAUAAGAACAACAAUUCUACAACUAAAGCUGGUUCACAUUCAAUUGAAAAAGUACCUAAACAAACAUCUGUUCAACGAGCAACUACUGCUUCAAUGUUAACAAUGAAAAUACCUGCUAGUCAACCGGAUAAAAAUCAAAAAACAUUAGAUCAUAUGUUAAAGAAAGUAAUUGUUGGUACUUCUUCAACUUGUAAUUCAACUAUUACUAUUGGAACAUCAACGAAAACACCUUCAACAAUUAAUUCCAACAAGUGCACACCAAAAAAUAUUCGUACACAACAAGGUUCAUUAACAUCAUUACAAACAUUAACAACAAAUUCCAAUAAAAAACGUAAAUUAAGUCACGAAGGUGAUGCAUGUAGUAAUGGGGACGAUCAACAUAAAGAUGAUAAUGACAAACAUCAAAUGGAUAUUGAUUUAGUUGACGAAGAUGAAGAAUAUUUUGUAAAAGAAUUCAAUAAAAAAAAAACUAUACCUGGCGAUGAAGGACGUCAAUGGCUUAUUCACGUUGUGAAAAUACUUUCUCCACAUUCACCAGGAUUAAAUACUGAUAAAAUUGCUAGAGCACUAAAAAUUAAAAAAUCAUCAUUAUUGACUUCAUGUAUUCGAGAAACUGCCACAAAUACAACUCGACAAGUCAUUAAAUUACUUUAUACACCAGCUCAACUUGCAAAAGGUCAUGGAAAUGUUGUAUCUCGACAAAAACGUAAAUUAAUUAAAGCAUUUGUUGAACAAGAACAUGGCUCAAUUGAACAUCGACCAUUUUGUGAAGCAAUUAAUGGAGUUUUUCGUAGUUAUGCUCAUAAGUUGAAGAAACAAAUGUCACUCAUUAAUGGCGAAAAUUCGAAUUUGAUAGAAGGUCAACAAGGUGAAUCACCAAUGAAUAAUAUUAAUGAUGAAGAAGGUUCACGUUCUUCAAACUGUGAACAACAACAACAACAAGAAGAAAAAGACGACGAAGAGGAAGGUGUUGAUGAAGAUAAUGAUGACGAAGAAGAAGAUUUUGACGAUGAAGAACUUACAGAUGACGAAAACGAUAAAUUUUAA